AUGGCUCAGGGCUGCCCUUCCUUCAAGGAGCUCGGGCUCGACCUGCGGCUGCUCAAGGCGGUCCAGAAGCUUGGCCUCGAGACACCCACGCCCGUCCAGGCCCGCUGCAUCCCGCUCGCGCUCGCCGGCAAGGAUGUCCUCGCAAAGGCGCCGACCGGCUCAGGAAAGACAUACGCGUAUGUGGUGCCGAUGCUGCAAAAGGUGCUGACGCGGCAGGACGCGGCUCCGGGACCGACCCUCUCGCCCGGCGCGCUCGUCCUCGUGCCGACGCGCGAGCUGUGCCAGCAGGUC
Messenger RNA from Emiliania huxleyi CCMP1516, 291 nucleotides. RefSeq lists its product as hypothetical. The annotation marks the transcript as partial. Gene Ontology annotation, molecular function: nucleic acid binding; RNA helicase activity; ATP binding. NCBI's taxonomy places the organism in Eukaryota, Haptophyta, Isochrysidales, Noelaerhabdaceae. The transcript has a single exon. The record is from RefSeq and is a predicted model, not a curated record.